CCCCCUCCACGUUAUAAUCUGAUUUCCCCCCCUUCUCUUCACUUAUUCUGCAUAUGCUUCUUUAAUUUCCCUUCCCUCCAAUAAUAUCUAUUAAUAAUCUCCUCCAGUUCCUCUCACCAACCAAACACACCCUUACCCUUCCCACAAUCUCACUCUUCACCUCAACAUGGCCGCUCCCAGCGACGACGAUCACCGGUACGAAACCUCCGACGACGACGACGACACCGAGGACGAAACCUCCUCCUCCGACGAACUAGGCCGCCACGCGUCCGCCGCCGCCGAGGAGGACGCGGCGUUGGGGUCGAGGAGGAGCGGCAGCUUGUUCAUGGCCUGCUGCGGCGGCGGCGGCGUGGGGUGGCCGGCGAGGAGUACGGCUACCACCAGCAGUACGAAGCUCCGGCGGCGGAGGGUGGCGGGGGAGUGGAACCGGAUCUACCUCUUAGCCUGCGCGAUGGGGCUGUUCGUGGACCCGCUCUUCUUCUACGCGCUCUCCGUCAGCGACGCCUACAUGUGUUUGUUCGUCGACGGAUGGUUCGCUCUCACCGUCACCGCACUCCGCUGCAUGAACGACCUCCUCCACCUCUUCAACCUCUUCCUCCGCUUCACCGCCGCCAACCACCGCUGGAGGACCACCACUACUACUACUGCUCCUGCUGCUGCCCCGACGCCCGGCCGGCGGUACUACUUGAAGGACAAGAAGGGGUUCUUCCUCGACCUCUUCGUCAUCCUCCCGAUACCACAGAUUGUAUUGUGGGUGGCAAUCCCUUCAGUACUGAAAGCCGGCUCCGUCACGGCGAUAAUGACACUAUUUCUGGUGACGUUCCUCGUCCAGUACCUGCCGAAGAUCUACCACUCCGUCCGCGUCCUCCGCCGCAUGCAAGAUCACUCCGGCUACAUUUUUGGGACCGUUUGGUGGGGCAUUUUCCUCAACUUGAUCGCUUACUUCGUCGCUUCCCACGCAGCCGGAGGUUGCUGGUACUUACUAGGCAUCCAAAGGGCAGCCAAAUGCCUUGAAGACCAAUGCAAAUCCACAACCCACUGCAUCCCCCAGAUCCUCUCCUGCAGACAGCCCAUCUACUACGGAUCCACCACCAGGCCCAUCGCGAGCCCAAGAGUCAUCUGGGCCCACAACAACCACACCAGGUACACAUGUCUGUCCUCUCCGGACCAUUACAGCUACGGCGCGUACAAGUGGACCGUCCAGCUCGUGGCCAACGAGAACCGGCUCGAGAAGGUCCUACUUCCGAUCUUCUGGGGGCUCAUGACCCUCAGCACGUUCGGCAACCUCGAGAGCACGACCGAGUGGGUCGAGGUCGUGUUCAACAUCAUCAGCCUGACCGGAGGAGUGUUGUUGGUGACGAUGUUGAUAGGGAACAUCAAGGUUUUCUUGAACGCGACGACGUCGAAGAAGCAGGCGAUGCAGCUGAGGAUGAGGAACCUGGAGUGGUGGAUGAGGCGGCGGCAGCUGCCCGUGGGGUUCCGGCAGAGGGUGCGGAACUACGAGCGGCAGAAGUGGGCGGCGAUGAGAGGGGUGGAUGAGUACGAUAUGAUCAGGAAUUUGCCGGAGGGGAUAAGGCGGGAUAUUAAGUAUCAUCUCUGCUUGGAUUUGGUCAGGCAGGUGCCGUUGUUUCAGCACAUGGAUGAUCUGGUGCUGGAGAACAUUUGUGACCGGGUCAAGUCGCUCAUAUUCACCCGAGGUGAAAUGGUAAGUUUAUCUUUCUUACCGUUGUUAUGGAAAGACAAAAUUCAGAAAUUUUCUCAAUACUAGACUUCCUAUAAAUAAAUAAAUAAAUAAAUUCUCAUACUAGAGAACUAAUUACUAGUUCGUUGGAGACUGAACGUGAACUACUCUAGAUUAUGGCCAAAUAGAGCGAACAUUCCUCAAACCAGUAUCGAUCGCGAGAAAAAAGGAGCGAUCAACCUAUAUUGCUGAUAACAACAAUGAUGUAGCACACCUAAAAUGGCUAGAGUUUUCAGCGAUCUACAUCUAACACACUUAAAAAAUUUGAAGGGUCAUAACUUUGUGCUCGAUUAUUUUAUCGUAGAAAUUGUUUCCGCAUGAGUCGGCUAAUCGAGCGUAAAGUUACAACCCUUUAAAGUUUUUAAGUGUGUUAGGUGUAGAUUUCUAGUUUAUUCAUCUAUUUUUUUGGGGGCAUGAUUCGUUGGAGUCAUCAGCGAUCUUGGUGGAUCGCUUUGGUAGGCCGGGACCAAAAUUGGAUCUCUUCGGUUGGGCGGGAUCAUGGCUAUAUUGCUCAGAUAACAAGAGAAGGGGAUCCGGUGCAAAGAAUGCUGUUCAUAGUGAGAGGCCAUCUCCAGAGCAGCCAGGUCCUGCGCGACGGCGUGAAGAGCUGCUGCAUGCUGGGGCCGGGCAACUUCUGCGGCGACGAGCUCCUCUCCUGGUGCCUCCGCCGCCCGUUCGUGGAGCGGUUGCCGCCGUCCUCCUCCAGCCUCAUCACGCUGGAGACGACGGAGGCCUUCGGCCUGGAGGCGGAGGACGUCAAGUACGUCACGCAGCACUUCCGCUACACGUUCGUGAAGGAAAAGGUGAAGCGGAGCGCCCGGUACUAUUCUCCCGGGUGGCGGACUUGGGCGGCGGUGGCGAUACAGCUGGCGUGGCGGCGGUACAAGCACCGCCUCACGCUGACGUCGUUGUCGUUCAUCCGGCCGAGGCGGCCGCUUUCCAGGUGUUCCUCGCUCGGGGAGGAUCGGCUCCGGCUCUACACGGCGCUGUUGACCUCGCCCAAGCCGAAUCAAGAUGAUUUUGACUUCUGAAUUCAUUCCUUCGUUUCAAAAUGAUUGGAUGUGCCGUACCCGUAAGUUUGUUUGGUAAUGUAAUUAUCAUGUAAUGGUGGUGGGCUGGUGGGCUUUCCAUUUAUUGAUACGCGACUUCAUUCCGGCCCAAUGGAUCCUCUAAGCCUUAUGGGCUUUAAGUAUUACCCAGUAAAACCUCUUAAAUAUGUUAUUUGGGCCUAACGUGGUGGCCUGAUGGGCACUCCACUUAUAUGGUUGUCAAACAUUUGUAUGUAGACCGGUAUAACUGGGUUCAAAUCAAUUAGUAUUAAACAAAAAAAGACUGAAAGAUUACUGGUAUAAUGCGAUUGUCAAAAUCGAGUAAAGAAUAG
Linum tenue is the source of this 3122-nucleotide messenger RNA. The record is from the annotation of a GenBank genome assembly. NCBI's taxonomy places the organism in Eukaryota, Viridiplantae, Streptophyta, Magnoliopsida, Malpighiales, Linaceae.